Messenger RNA from Phyllostomus hastatus (greater spear-nosed bat), 5244 nucleotides. It is a transcript of the gene CNNM1, whose product is annotated as cyclin and CBS domain divalent metal cation transport mediator 1. Gene Ontology annotation, molecular function: transmembrane transporter activity. Bases 16 to 2925 code for a protein of 969 amino acids. The record is from RefSeq and is a predicted model, not a curated record. Lineage: Eukaryota; Metazoa; Chordata; Mammalia; Chiroptera; Phyllostomidae. Gene Ontology annotation, biological process: transport; magnesium ion homeostasis. The transcript has 12 exons. Gene Ontology annotation, cellular component: plasma membrane.
CGCGCCGGGUGCAGGAUGGCGGCAGCGGCAGCUGCGGUGGGUGUCAGACUCCGGGACUGCUGCAGCCGGGGCGCUGUGCUCCUGCUCUUCUUCUCCCUAUCCCCUCGUCCCCCCGCUGCCGCUGCCUGGCUGCUGGGCCUUAGGCCCGAGGACACCGCUGGAGGCCGCGUGUCCCUGGAGGGGGGCACCCUACGCGCGGCAGAAGGCACCAGUUUCCUCCUGCGCGUCUAUUUCCAACCCGGGCCCUCGGCGCCCGUGGCGCGGGUGCCCGCACCCACCCUUUCCCCGGGGGAGAAUGACACCGGAGACUGGGCUCCGCGGCUUGUGUUUAUCGAGGAGCCCCCGGGCGGGAGCGGCUUGGCGCCCAGCGCUGUGCCCACGCGUCCGCCGGGGCCUCAGCGUUGCCGCGAGCAGAGCGACUGGGCGUCGGACGUGGAGGUCCUGGGGCCCCUGCGCCCCGGAGGCGUGGCCGGCUCGGCUCUGGUCCAGGUGCGGGUGCGGGAGCUGCGCAAGGGCGAGGCAGAGCGGGGCGGUGCGGGUGGUGGCGGGAAGCUCUUCUCGCUGUGCGCCUGGGACGGACGCUCCUGGCACCACCACGGCGCCGCGGGCGGCUUCCUGCUGCGCGUCCGCCCGCGGAUGUACGGCCUGGGCGCCGGCCUGCUGCCCCCCGCGUGGCUGCGGGCGCUCGGGGCACUCCUGCUGCUCGCCUUGUCUGCCCUGUUCAGCGGCUUGCGCCUGAGCCUGCUCUCGCUGGACCCCGUGGAGUUACGGGUGCUGCGGAACAGCGGUUCGGCCGCCGAGCAGGAGCAGGCACGCCGCGUGCAGGCGGUGCGCGGCAGGGGAACCCAUCUGCUCUGCACGCUGCUCCUGGGCCAAGCCGGAGCCAACGCGGCCCUGGCCGGCUGGUUGUAUACCUCGCUGCCGCCGGGCGUCGGGGAUCAAGGGGAAGACUACGGCGAGGCGGGGAUUCAUUUCCCGUGGCUGCCGGCGCUCGUGUGUACCGGUGCCGUGUUCCUGGGCGCGGAGAUCUGCCCCUAUUCGGUAUGUUCGCGGCACGGGCUGGCCAUCGCCUCACACAGCGUGUGCCUGACCCGACUCCUGAUGGCGGCCGCUUUCCCCGUAUGUUACCCGUUGGGCCGCUUGCUAGACUGGGCCCUGCGCCAGGAGAUCAGUACUUUCUACACAAGGGAAAAGCUGCUGGAAACUCUGCGGGCCGCGGACCCCUACAACGACCUGGUGAAGGAGGAGCUCAAUAUCAUCCAGGGCGCCCUGGAGCUUCGCACCAAAGUGGUGGAGGAGGUGCUAACCCCCCUCGGAGAUUGCUUCAUGCUACGCUCGGAUGCCGUGCUGGACUUCGCCACUGUCUCUGAGAUCCUGCGCAGUGGCUACACUCGUAUCCCCGUGUACGAAGGCGACCAGCGGCACAACAUUGUGGACAUUCUGUUUGUCAAGGACUUGGCCUUCGUGGACCCUGACGACUGCACUCCACUCCUCACCGUCACCCGCUUCUACAACCGGCCCCUGCACUGCGUCUUCAACGACACUCGGCUGGACACCGUGCUGGAGGAGUUUAAGAAGGGAAAAUCUCACUUGGCCAUUGUCCAGCGGGUGAAUAAUGAGGGAGAAGGGGACCCCUUCUACGAGGUGAUGGGCAUUGUUACACUGGAGGACAUCAUAGAGGAGAUCAUCAAGUCAGAGAUCCUGGAUGAAACUGACCUCUAUACCGACAAUCGGAAAAAGCAGAGGGUGCCACACCGGGAGAGGAAACGGCAUGACUUCUCCUUGUUUAAGCUUUCCGACUCAGAGAUGAGGGUGAAGAUCUCCCCACAGCUUCUGCUGGCCACGCACCGCUUCAUGGCCACAGAAGUGGAGCCCUUUAAGUCUCUGUACCUUUCGGAGAAAAUCCUGCUCCGGCUCCUGAAACACCCCAACGUGAUCCAGGAGCUGAAGUUUGAUGAGAAGAACAAGAAAGCUCCAGAACACUACCUCUACCAGCGCAACCGCCCCGUGGACUAUUUCGUGCUGCUUCUCCAGGGAAAAGUAGAGGUGGAGGUUGGUAAGGAAGGUCUGCGCUUCGAGAAUGGAGCCUUCACCUACUAUGGUGUCCCAGCCAUCAUGACCACUUCUUGUUCAGAUAAUGAUGUGCGGAAGGUGGGGAGUCUGGCUGGAUCGUCUGUCUUUCUGCCCGUCUCUGUGUCUCAUACCUUCGCCUUCAGCAGAGGGGACUCUCUGGCAGGCUCCCCAGUGAACCGCUCCCCUUCUCGCUGCAGCGGGUUGAACCGCUCUGAGUCUCCCAACCGAGAGCGCAGCGACUUCGGAGGGAGCAACACUCAGCUGUGCAGUAGCAACAACAACCUCUACACUCCUGACUACUCAGUUCACAUCCUUAGCGACGUGCAGUUUGUGAAGAUCACACGGCAGCAGUACCAGAAUGCACUCACCGCCUGCCACAUGGACAGCUCACCCCAGUCCCCCGACAUGGAGGCCUUCGCUGAUGGAGACUCCACCAAGGCCCCCACGAUCCGGGGCACACCCCAAACCCCCAAGGAUGACCCUGCUGUCACCCUCCUGAACAACAGGAACAGCCUGCCGUGCAGCCACUCAGAUGGGCUGAGAAGCCCCGGCGAGGUCGUGUACCUGAGGAUGGAGGAGAUGACCUUCACCCAGGAGGAUGUGACAGACUUCGAGGACCACAGCACGCAGCAGCUCUCUCUGUCUCCUGCAGCAGUUCCCGCAAGAGCAGCAUCAGAUAGUGAAUGUUGCAAUAUCAUCCUGGAUACAGAGACCAGCCCCUGCAGUAGCGAUUUUGAGGAAACCGUGGGCAAGAAGCUACUGAGAACCUUAAGUGGUCGAAAAGGGAAGAGGUCACCCGAUGGAGAGAGAGACUCUGAGGAGAACUCCAAUUUAACACCUCUGAUCACAUGACAGGGGCAGACAUGGUUUGCUGAGUGCGUGAGAUUCCAGAGCUUUGGGGGAGAACCCACCCUCCCAUCAUCUGCUUCUCCCAAGGCCUCCCACAGGUGACAGAGCGCACUGCUUCCCUUACCACCUCUUCACCCCUUCCCGUCAGUUUGGCAGAUUUUCCCUCGUUGCCUCCAGUUUGACUCAGAGCCUUGCUGUGGCCACAGUGGAAGGAGGUGACUCCAGUGCAACAUGCUAGAAAUGGUCUUGUCCACAGCACAGUCUGGGACUGGAAAAGACAUGACCCCAAGCUGACAUUGCCACUCGGGGACCCUUGAUGCCCCUUUUGUUCUUUGAGAUCCCCUGAUGUCAUAUUUCAUGCUUAGCUUAGCUCAGAAGUGCCACUGACAAGAUAGGCACGGAGGAGGCCGGAGUAGCAGGUAUGCAAGUUAGUUCAGGAGAACUAAUGCACCAAGAAUUCCUCCAGAACUUGGAGGCAGUGGGAUCAGCCAUGUUGGCAUGUAAGGCCACAGUACAGAAAACUGUUGGUGGCCGGUUCCCUGUCAGAUAGGGUUCCAGCAGCCCUGAGAAGUAUGUCUUGGCUGGAAUGGAAAGAACGUGAAGUGGAACCUCAAGUCACUAAUUUUCCCAGGGACACAUCUGCUUUGGCUUCCCCUCGCCAGUUACCAAUCCAUCAGUAAAUCGGCUCUGGGAGAGGAACAGGGAGCAGAGACACCCAUUUGGGAGCCAGAGAUGGAACUUUGGGUUUUAAGUUCAAAUAGAAGUAGAAUAUAUAUGGAAAAAUUCUAAGCUAUUGAAGCAAGUUCAGCCAUGACAAACCAAAGAGUGCCCAGGUCAGCCAAGAAGGACGCAAGCUCUCAUGGGACUUCAGUGUGCAUUACACAGGAACAGCGAAGAGUCUCUCCUCUUUCUCAUCCGUUCCCCCCACCCCUACCCCUUACUACACCCCAGUAGGUCAGCCAUGUGUACUUUAAUCCAAGAACAUGUUAGGUCUCUGGUUUUCCUCCUGGAUGUGGGGACAGAUGCAGUUCCAAACAUAACCAUCAGAUGGCAGGAUGACCGCACAUACCUACUUGAGUAGAAAAUGUUCCACUCUGGACUCAAAGCCAGCCUUAGGGAAAAGGUGGACGUGAAGGUUGUCUUUGGGACAUCUGUGUCCCUUUCUGAUCUAGCUCCCUGAUCCAGUGCUGCCUGUUGAAUCUCCAGAACAUUCCCUAAUGUUCUUUUCUUUGGGGUAGACCACCAGGCUUACCUCCCCUUCCUCCACAAUCAGGACAUUCCCAUGUCCUCACCCAUUCCAUCAAUAAUCACAUGGGCUGAGUAAUCAUAUAAUAAUUCCUCUGGGUUACUUGCAGCUCAAAAGAAAAUGCUUACCCACAGGAACCUUUAACUCAGGAGUUCUUAACUUGGGGUCCAUCACCCCAAGGGGUCCAUUGUUGGACUUCAGAGGGUCCAUGAAACUUGUAACACUAGGAAUUUAGUGUAUGUGUUCUUAUGCGUGUUUUCAGGAGGGCUAAAGCUUUCAUAAGUUUCUCCAAGGCCUCAGGCCCACAAAGGGUUAAAAACCACUAUUUUAACUGAAAGUGGAACUUUCAGCCCAAGGUUUCUGCAAUGCAGAGUGAAGUGAACAGUGGCAGUUUGAGACAGAUUUUUAGUCGUAAGUGGUCUUCGCAAGUGUCCUUGAAAUCAAUGGGGAAAGCUGGCACCCACCAAGGAGUGGUCCUCAGAAAUUCUUGGCACACCCUAGGCUGUGCACACCCUAGGCUGUGCACAACCUACACCCCACAUAACUUCAUCCCCCUCUUCCCCGCCAAACCGGAGCAGCUCUUGAAGCCAGGAGCUUGUGGAAGUAGACUCUCCAGCUGGGGAUGCCUUCUCCAGCAGUGUAUUAUUGACUUCACAUCCCUUGCCUGGCCCUACCUGAGGCUCAGCAGUGCAUGACUUCUCGUGGACAGUUCCACAGCUACCACCCACCUCCAACACCUAGUCUCACCUGGUAGGAAUAGGCAGUGUCAAGCCCCCUUCCCCCACCCACGUGCUGACUGCCUUGGGCCCAAACCAGCAAACUGUAAAUUUCAAGCAAGAAAUGUCAUCAUGCAUUCUUCUUGCCCAGCUGGCCACGGGCCCAAGGGGGCCUGUCUGGCUAGUCUUCCCUACAUUACCACUCAGGCCACCACUAUCGCAUUACAUCCAGCCCUUUGCAAAAUCCCUACGGAGCCUGUCACCACUCCCUUCCCUAUUCCCCAACUGCACCACCCCAAAUUUUCUUCAGGUUAAAAAAGUUUAAAAAAAAGAGGAUUGUAAUUUUAAAAUAAAGCAUCU